AUGGCAGAUUUUGGGGAUUACCCGCCCAACAUGGCGCCCCAAAACGCGCUCGCAGUUCGAAAUGCAGCAGGACCAGACCAUGCGAUACAAAAAUACACAGCGGACAAUCUAUCGCGACCUCUACAGGGGCCGCUAAAUCCGUUCAAAGAUGAACAGAACGCGCUCAAACGAAAGAAUGUUCUCACAGGAUAUGCUGAAGAGACGUAUGUCAGCGAGCAUACCUUUCGGAGUCAGCAUCGAGCCGUAGAACGAGGUCCGGAUAGAAAUUAUCGAGGUGGCGUGGCGGAGAAAGAGGAGGCGGCGAGGAUACGUGCAAAAAGGCAGAAGAAAGGUGAUGCUACGGUUGCGGAGGGCGAUAAUGCUUAUGUUGGUCCUUGGGCGAAGUACAAAACUACGGAUUAUGAAGAGGUGGGAGAGGAUGAGGAGUUGGCUAGUGAUGAGGAGUAUGAGGAGGUUGAGGAAGAGGAAGAUGUGAUUGAAAGUGGAACUUUAGUGCCAGCAUUACCUCAGGCGAUCGCAAAGAGGAAAGAGGAAGAGGAGACUGGCGGGGAGACGAGUGUCUUCGAGGGUUCAGAGCAGUACGAUUAUCAGGGCAGGACAUAUAUGCACGUGCCACAGGAUUUGGAUAUCGAUUUAAAGAAGGAGGUUGGAAGUGUGAAGAAUUUCGUGCCGAAGAAGUUGAUACAUACUUGGAAAGGUCAUACGAAGCCUAUUGCCGGACUUCGAUUCUUCCCAGGAUCUGGACAUCUAUUGCUUUCUGGGAGUGCCGAUUCGACUGUUAAAAUUUGGGAUGUGUAUCACUCGCGCGAGCUAUUACGGACUUACUCGGGGCACACAAAGGCCUUAUCCGAUGUUACUUUCAAUACCUCCGGUUCGCAAUUCCUUACGGCUUCAUAUGAUCGGAUGAUGAAGCUUUGGGAUACGGAGACUGGACAAUGUCUUAACAGGUUCACAACCGGCAAAACGCCUCAUGUUGUACGGUUCAACCCCUCUCUUGAGCAUGCCAACGAAUUCUUGGCUGGCAUGUCGGAUAAGAAGAUUGUGCAAUUUGAUAUCCGUACAAAAGAAAUCGUCCAGGAAUACGAUCACCAUUUGGCAGCUAUCAACACUAUCACCUUCGUCGACGACAAUCGGCGAUUCAUGACCACAUCCGAUGAUAAAUCCCUACGGGCUUGGGAUUACAACAUUCCAGUCCCGAUCAAGUACAUUGCAGAGCCAUACAUGUAUCCUAUGACACGCGCCUCUGCUCAUCCAUCUGGCAAAUAUGUCGCAUAUCAAAGCUCAGACAACAACAUCUUCGUCUACGGCGCCACAGACAAAUUCAGACAAAACCGAAAAAAGGUCUUCAAAGGACACAACAGCGCCGGAUACUCGGUGGACGUGGCAUGCAGUCCCGACGGCCAAUUCGUCGCUUCUGGAGAUACGGGUGGAUAUGUCUGCUUCUGGGAUUGGAAAACAUGCAAGAUGUGGCAUAAGAUGCAGGCGGCGGAUGGAGCUGUUACUUGUGUGGAGUGGCAUCCUCAGGAGAGCUCUAAGGUUGUUACGGCUGGGUUGGAUGGAGCGAUUAAGUAUUGGGAUUAG
Glarea lozoyensis ATCC 20868 is the source of this 1581-nucleotide messenger RNA. RefSeq names its product WD40 repeat-like protein. Gene Ontology annotation, biological process: mRNA splicing, via spliceosome. Lineage: Eukaryota; Fungi; Ascomycota; Leotiomycetes; Helotiales; Helotiaceae. The transcript has a single exon. Gene Ontology annotation, molecular function: mRNA binding; protein binding. Gene Ontology annotation, cellular component: catalytic step 2 spliceosome. The record is from RefSeq and is a predicted model, not a curated record. The coding region runs from base 1 to 1581 and encodes 526 amino acids.